AGAUUAUUAUGGUUAUCUUACCGAAACAUUUUGGUCAUUUUUCUUUUCGUAGUUUAUUUUUGUGACCAAAACUUGAAAAUAAUCUAUUUAUGAGAAUGACCCUAAUAAUUAUAGUAUAUAUUUUUAUAGUUUGUUACUUGAAUUCUCUGACUAAUUUUUUUUCUUUUGCUAAAAUUUCCUUAAUAAUUACUCAAGUUAUUUUUACAUUUAGUAACUAAAGAAUGGGCAAGUACAGACCAAUAAAUAAUUGGAGGGCCAGAUGGUUCCGCCCAGUACAGAUUCUAGGCCGUGUGCUCGCAUUCAUAUGUUUAUUACCCUUAGCGAUAUAUAGCUUUUCCAUCAGAAAUUGGUUACAAUAUAAACCACCAAUUAUAAUCCUAAGGAAAUAUCACAAAAAUAAAACUGAGAAACAAACAAGCAAUGACAAAUGCAAAAUACAACCAAAAUACUAUUCAAGAAGUAAGUAACGAGGAAUGCAGUUUUUUUUCCUAGGAACCAAACAAUCUAGUCCAUGACAAGUUGCGUGCAAUUACAGAUAGAAUCAAACGACGAAACUGAAGGUUUAUGGCUUGAACUGUUUAGGUCUUGUUCGGGAGUCGAUAUCUUGCGUCAUGUAAAUACUGGAAUAAUAUAAUAGUCGUGUGAUCUUAGUUUUAUAUUUUGACAAUAGCAUCCGAGGCCAGCGAAUCAAGGUAGUGGAUCGUUCUACGUCGUGAUUUUUUUUUUUUUUUUGAACUUACGUCGUGAAUUAUAGUGACUAUUUCCAAGUCUGAAAAAUCUGAAGGACACAAUACUGUCUCUAUGAGAUUACUCGCGAGUGACUUCUUUCUAAUCAAUUUCGACACUUUAUCAAACUUAUCUAAAUCUAAGUUUGUGACGCUAUCUUUCAUUUGCUUUGUUUUUAAUUUUCCUAAAAAUAUCAUGUUAUCUUUAUGACUAUAUCCAUUUAAUCGUUGAAGUUAUGAAUGGAGAAUAUGUUGUGCUUUAAAGAAAACAUCGAGGCCAUCAGAGACUAGUUGUUAAAGUUAUUUUUCACAUGAUAAAAUUUUAUAUAAUUUGAAAUUACUGUCGUAAACACUAAUCUUUAAGAUUUUUAAGCAAUUCAAAAACACAUUUAAGUAAAUAAUUUGAAACAUAGUAACAUACUGAAUAGAGCAGCUAAAAAUCAUAUUAGGAGAAAGUUACGAGCCACGUGCGAAUAAGACACCAGUACAAUAGACGUGAUUCAUCAUCCCAUGCAAAAAAGACGACAAAUAAAAAAGCAAAGUUAAAAACAACCACUCACAUGUGAAUUCGAAAGAUAUAUCCAAACAUGUGGCCAAUAUAUUAAUACAAUAGAAUAUAAUAUGGAAAGAGCGAAAAAUAUAUUAUGCAGAAAAUGGUUUUCACUAUCAAAUAUUUUACAAUUUUCAAAACAUAAUUAACAAUAACAAAGACUGAGAACUGAAAAUGUUUCCCUAUAAAUUUUCUAAAAUUUCCAUUUAUGUGUAUAAUUGUUUUAAAAGGAUGUAAAACGUAGGUGUUAUUCUGUAGAUAAGGAUUACAAGGCGAGUUGUUUGCAAAGAAAUGUAAAGUAGGAGACAAAGUUCAAAAGUGACUACAAAAUGAAUUAGUAUUUAUGCGGUAUAUUCGAGAACCAUUGAUUCCCUCAUCUAGUCAGAAACUGUACCCCAAAAACCAGUGAAGCUUCGCCACGUGAUGGUCAAACUGGAUACUCAUUCAAACCUUUUGACCAGUGGAACCAAAAUACACAUGCAUGUCACUAAAAAUAUGUCAAAUACCCCAUACCUAUUACCUACUACAUGGUUAGAUGCUCUUUGUUUACAAAAGAGAGCGUUAUAGUUAAGCCUUAAUCUUUGACGAAAAAAGAGUAUGUUAUAGUUAAGUCUUAAUCUUUGACAAAAAAGAGUGUUAUAGUUAAGCUUAAUCUUUGACAAAAAAGAAAAAAGAAAGUUAAGUCUUAAUCACAUUAAUCGUUGUUAUCAUUCAUUCAUAUUGAGGUAAAUUAAUCUUGUUUAGAUUCUUUUUGUUUUUGUUUUCCGGUCAAUACUCAAAAAAGAUAUUUCCUCUUUCUUACUCCACCCCAUAUCUUGACUGAAUAAAUACGUCACAAAGAAAGCUUUAACAAUUACACACUCUCACACUUAUUUUCUCUUGUGAUUAUCAUGUUUCUCCUCUCCAUUGCUUAACUUUACUGAAAACACAAAUAUUUUAAUAGAGAUAAGGAGGUAAUAGUAAAUGACAGAUCAGAAUCCAAGAAUCAUCGUCGAGAAAAACCCAUCUCAAGAUCGUCUUGACGAACUGAUGUUCAAGUCAUGGCCCAAGUGGGGAUGUUCACCGGGGAAGUACCAUUUGAAAUAUGAAGCAGAAGAGAUAUGUUACAUUGUGAAGGGUAAAGUUAAGGUUUACCCUAAAUCAUCAUCAUCAACAGCAGCAUCAUCGUCAUCGUUGGAUGCACAAGUAGAUUGGUAUGUAGAGUUUGGAGCAGGUGAUAUCGUCACUUUUCCCAAGGGACUUUCUUGUACUUGGGAUGUAUCUCUCUCCGUUGACAAACAUUACAUAUUCCGCCACAAUUAGUUCUUCACUUUGAUUCGUUACUAUUGUUGUAUUUUGUGUUCUUUUUGUUUGGGUGUUUAUAUAGUAAGAAAAUUUAGACUUGUGUGCAUUAACAAUCACAUAAUUAAACAAGUAUUUCACAA
Brassica rapa (field mustard) is the source of this 2699-nucleotide messenger RNA. RefSeq lists its product as uncharacterized. NCBI's taxonomy places the organism in Eukaryota, Viridiplantae, Streptophyta, Magnoliopsida, Brassicales, Brassicaceae. The record is from RefSeq and is a predicted model, not a curated record.